Dioscorea cayenensis subsp. rotundata (Guinea yam) is the source of this 575-nucleotide messenger RNA. RefSeq names its product protein GAST1-like. NCBI's taxonomy places the organism in Eukaryota, Viridiplantae, Streptophyta, Magnoliopsida, Dioscoreales, Dioscoreaceae. The transcript is spliced from 4 exons. Bases 117 to 434 code for a protein of 105 amino acids. The record is from RefSeq and is a predicted model, not a curated record.
CCAAAGUUCCUAUAAAUACCUCAUCUCCCUCCCAAUUCCCAUUCCAUAUCUCAACACUAAUCCACUAAAGUGUUCUUAAAGAUGAUGAUGGCCAUCAAACUCCGUAUAUUUCUCCUAUGCCUUCUCAUUUUCACCAUCCUUUCAUGCAUGGAGCUCAGGCCGGACAUUCCCUAGUACCAACUCCAACACUAACUGCUCAACCGGUCAGCCAUCCCAUGUAUCGGGUGGCACAAGGAAGCCUUCAGCCAGAAGAGUGUCCGGGGAGAUGCACAGAGAGAUGCUCGGCGACUCAGUAUAAAAAGCCAUGCAUGUUCUCUUGUGAGAAAUGUUGUGCAAAGUGCCUGUGUGUGCCACCAGGAACUUAUGGGAACAAGCAGUCUUGCUCUUGCUAUAAUAACUGGAAGACUAAGACAGGAGGACCAAGAUGCCCUUGAAUAUAUAUAUAUAUAUAGUGUGUGCGUAUGUAUGUAUAUAUAUAUAUAUGUUAAUAUCUUUCUCGUGAAUGCUUUUUUUCUUCUACCAUGUUUUUGUAUGGCUUCUUUCGGUCUAGUUAAAUAUUUUGAGUUCAUAUGUAA